Messenger RNA from Sycon ciliatum, 4428 nucleotides. RefSeq lists its product as uncharacterized. The transcript is spliced from 5 exons. Bases 244 to 3261 code for a protein of 1005 amino acids. The record is from RefSeq and is a predicted model, not a curated record. Lineage: Eukaryota; Metazoa; Porifera; Calcarea; Leucosolenida; Sycettidae.
ACGAUACAGUCUAGUAUCAAGAAAAUUCCUAGAUCCUGCGUUCCGGAACAACAACUCAUCUCGUCAGCCAAAAGGACCCUGCCUGAAGGGCGCGGGUAGUAAUCGUCCCACGUGUUAUGAUCAGUUCUGCAAUACAGUCGGGAAUGAGCAUUUGAGAAACCAGUAGCUGAGUUGGAGACAGGAAACGACGAUCCUUGCUUCGUCCGCCCGACAAUGCCCGGAACUCUGCUGCAUGAGUGAACCAUGCCGUCCUCCGGCUUGCUUUCGCGGAAAGCUUUAGUUCAGGCAUAUGUUUGUGCAUUGCUGGUUGUAACACUACCAUUAUGUCUGGUUUGCGGGCAGACGCGGACGGUAUGUCCAAUAUCUCUCGCCCAGGAUGAAUUCCCAGGGCAACAUUCAGAGGCAAUGGUGCUAGCUGGGUUCGAUCAGCUGCGUCAGGUCCGGAAUAUAACUGGACAGAACGUGGCAGAGAAUUUUGAACUAUGUAUGAACCUAACCCUGCGUGGAACGAACACUACACUCCCUGAUUAUGCGGAAGUCAUAGUGGCAGAGAGCCAGCAAACAGUUGGCGAGCUACUGCAGCGCAUACCUGUAAUUCCUGCAACACACCCACACUGUUUGCUCUAUGUCCGCCAGCUUAUGUCCAUAUACGGGAACUGGACGAAAGCAACACUUUUGACAUAUUCACACCGCAUAAUUCGUGCCGAAGUACUUUUGACAUACCUCGACACGGCACUUCACGAGAGUAAGUUGGACGAUUGUGCGGCGGAGCGGGAAAGUCAAAUUGUAAGGGAUCCGCAGAUAACGGAACUGGGCCAAAUCCUGGCCCAACUACAAGUGGUGCUACAAUGGCUAGAGACUACAUGGCAUUUUUAUUCCGUGAUUGACGAAUCAGAGCACCUUGCACACGGCAUGCAGUCUAUCUGGGAUAUGCUGCCGACCAAAGAAGCAGGCUGGCACUUUGUUAAUGAUCCGUCGGAAACGAACCACUACCACUUGUUUGGUGUCCUUUCUUCCGCUCAGUGCAGCACGCUGGCGCGUUUUGAAGCUAGAUUCUGUGUCCACCAGGCCCCGUCCCUAACUGAGGGGUGUGCAGUCCAGCCGAACUCGACCACCAUGAAGACAUUGCAAUCCGUCCUGCGCUAUACCAAUCUCCUAACAGCUGCGGUUCGCCCACACGAGCUAGCACUAAGACAAUGGUUUCAGUUAGUAAGUCUUGACCCUGGCACGGCAAACGCAGGGCUUUGCACUACACAGCCUCCAGUUGGGGCUGCUACGCAGUCAGCAGCUGCGGGCGACUACCGUAACGGAACCCGCUGCCUGAACCUGGACUGUGAUUAUCCAUACACGAUGGUGCGUGACACUCGACUGCGCGACAAAAUUCUCACGCAUGACUUGCGUGAGCGAGUUCAAUUAGCCUUCACAGCAUCACCAUCGAUUGACGACAUACACAGCUGCGGACGAUCAUGCCUACGCGUGUUCUCACUGGAGACCAGCACAAUGGUUAUGGUCUGUGUGAUAGUCAACUACGUUCUGACAGCAGUCGGAUUGACCGUCUACUCCUACGCCAUUCUCGUGGUCUGCUAUAACUGGCGCAAGAUCUUCGAAACACUGCACUGGCGCGCUCUGAUCUAUGUCAACGCAUGCUUGCUGGGAGAGUUCGUGAUCGAGCGCCUCAACCUCUUUGCGCAGGCAGCCCGGAGUAUGUGUAUUGAUAACAACGCCAUCGCCUUCGCGAUACCGUACCAGACGGCAAGCUGGCACUGCAGGGUGUCGGCAACAUCGCAGGACAUCGUCAAUAUCAUAUUUCCGCUGUUCACUGCCUGGCAGGCGUUCAUCUGGUUCUCGUACAUUCGGCGCGUGACCAGCAUGCGCGUGGCAUUGACGUCCACCACCAAGAAGCGCUGGGCGAGAAUACUUCUGAUCGGCGAGGUGCUUGUUCUCCUGGCCGUCCUGCUCAUUAUCGUCAUGCCGUUUGCCCUGCGCAAGUACGACCACCUGGAAGUCGAUGCACAGCCGCUGGGCAUGCCCUGUGCACUGUUCGGAGCUUCGCCUUUCUACUGGUCGCAGUUCAUUGGCCUGGGCUUGCAUGUUAGUGGCCUACUACUGCUUGGUACUUCUCAUUACUUCUUCAUCAAGAGCUCAGUGGUGACGACCAAGAUCUGGAAGAUCCCGAUCAUCGGCAGCAGCUGGAUGCGUACACAGAGUAGCUUGCGCCACGACAAAGCUAAAACGGUCGAUCCGGACGUAGUCAUGCGUCAGACACAGAACCGAAUUGCCUUCUUCAUGGUGUUUGUCAUCUUGUAUCAAAGUGGUGUCUUCGUAGUAUCCUUUAUCCAAGGCAAUCUGAUUGACCCUGCCACUGCAGCAAAGUUUAGCCUUGAAUUCCACACAAAAACGCACUGUCAUGUAUUCAGCUGUUAUCCAAAGGAGUGUGCAACGUCCUACACCUUCACAGAGGAUAUACAGCAAACAUUCUUGCCACGCUUAGUCUACAAAAUGGUGUUCAAUGCUCUUGGGCUGUGUCUUCUGUCCUUCCUGGCUUUCCCGGGCUUUGUACAACCAUGGACUUUGUUCUGCGUGAAGUACGGGCCCGAGGAUUAUGGCAAGAAGCAGACCAAGCCAAGCAAAGAUCAUUGGGAAGCAAAACUGGCCAAGGCUAAUUCGAUGGAGAGCAUCGUAUCCAGGAAAAGUGCCUCAGACCGGAAACUCACUCCAAGGGCUGUUCUGACAGUGGCACAAACAUCGCUGUCCAUGCUUCCAGAAGAUCAGAGUGGGAUUUUGGAAACGCCCUCGUCGCCAAGAUCCGAAACGAAACGAGAUCUGAUAUCCUAUUCUACGCAGUGUACUGUGCCUACAUCCGGAUCAUCACCCGCCAUCUUGGGUGGUAACCAUGGCCACCAAGUAGUCAUCGAGGGGCCAUCGGAUGACGGUCGCGAGCCAUCUGCAGACCCACCAACAAGCACAAGUAGUGGCCUAAUCGCCUCUAAACUCACGGCAAGUGUGCUGCGGGCGAGUUUGAGCAUAGAAGCUGCUACCAAGUCCACAUCAUUGCCUUGGGUAGCCCUAAACAGACGCUGCUCGUCCGAAGACGAGGACAUCGCGUUUAAUUAUAGUGAGAGUAAUAUUUAUGCGAACCCUUUGAAGAAAGCUGACGGGAACGAUGCGGGUGCUUGCAAUUCUGCAAGCCAGAACAAAAACGAGGUGCGGGAAAGUGGUUCUAUGGAAUCGUUCCAUAGCCAAGCUCCUAUCUCCCACUAACACAUUUUUCUCGUAGCCUUCCUUGCUGAAUAUGUAUGGUAGGUGUUAUUGGCAUGUGUGUGCAGUGGUUUACAGCAGCCAAGAACACACAUGGAUUAGUCCCUCCCCUUUCAUCGUGGUGCUGGCGCCAUCUAACCCCCCCCCCCCACAUACACAUACAGAACACUGUAUAUCACCAGUGCCUUCCCCAAUGGUUUCUCUUCACGGCAGCCGCGAUAUCUUCGUUCUCGCUGUAUUUGACUCCCUGCUGAAUUUAAUCCAACAUGAUACGUGCCCUUCAAAAGAAGUACAUGCAUUUUUACUGUUGAUUCGAGCGCGGUGAUUUGACGUUAACACUGUUGUUCCAUGUUGGUAGUCAACUGUUACUACAGCUGCUUGCCUUUUCUCUUCUGCGAAACCAGAGUUACCACUGUUAUUAUGGAAGCAAGAGCGCUUUGCUGGUCUGAGUGCCUUUGUCCCACUUGCAUUAUACUUCCUGCUGAUAGCAGCACUUCAGAGUAGAAUUUGUCAUUCGGAGAUGAUUGAAGAUUCAUCAGUUGGACUAGAUUUAAUCUUUAUUUUGUGCUACUUUCCUAGAACAAGUUGAGUUCCUCGUCGAAUUAGCAGUCGAGUUUUUGAUCCGGAUAUCUCCUUUCCUUUUAGGUUCUCAAUAUAAGUGUAUUAUUUAGCUGCACUAAGCACUCUAUUCACAUACUAUAUUUUCAUUAGUACUAUUAGUAUUAGGCACCAGUUAGCCACAUUAGACACCCUUAGCAAAAAACGUUAUGUUGUAACGGUAUUAUCGUAAGGGGGAAAUACCGUGAUUUGGGUUCGACCUUUAGCAAGAUGCACGCUAUUUUUAGUACGCCGUUGCCACGAGAAUAGCUUUGAUUUCGCGCGGUACGACCAUUUUUGUCACCAUAUACGCAAUACAAGGUGAAAUGCGUACGGACUAUGCAAUAUUUGGCCAAAACGCGUACCGUUGGUCACAACGAUAAAUGAGCCCCCAUAACGUUUAUACGCUGCAGCUUCAACGCUAUUUGGGUGAUCAAGGUACGAGUACCGUAAAAAAAUAGCGUUACCGUUGUUUGCUAAGGGUGUCUAUUAUGAGGAGCUGCUGACGCUAUUGUGUUAUAACGAUAGAAUCAUUUCAGCAUGAUUAAGUAUGGCCUGUGGACCGGAGGUUAU